GGGUCUGUGUGCUGGAGGAGUUUUGUUGAUGUGUGUGUGUGUGUGUGUGUGUCUGUUGUGUAGACGGGUCUGUGCGCUGGAGGAGUUUCAGUCCGCUCCGUCUGCUGGCUCUCGGCGGCAUCGUGGCGUCCGUCAGCGCUCUGUCCUUCGGCCCCUUCAUCGCCAUGGGUCAACUCCCUCAGGUCCUGUCCCGUCUCUUCCCCUUUAAGAGAGGCCUCUGUCACGCCUACUGGGCCCCGAACAUCUGGGCGCUCUACAACAUGCUGGACAAAAUCCUGGCGAUGCUCGGUGUUCGUCUGAAGCUGCUGCAGGAGGCGGAGCUUCCUCGAGCCUCCAUGACGGGGGGGUUGGUUCAGGAGUUUCAGCACUCGGUCCUCCCCUCCAUCACUCCCUCCAUCACACUCGUCUGCACUCUGCUCUCCGUCCUG
Messenger RNA from Etheostoma cragini (Arkansas darter), 428 nucleotides. It is a transcript of the gene alg8, whose product is annotated as ALG8 alpha-1,3-glucosyltransferase. Gene Ontology annotation, biological process: protein N-linked glycosylation. The annotation marks the transcript as partial. Gene Ontology annotation, cellular component: endoplasmic reticulum membrane. The record is from RefSeq and is a predicted model, not a curated record. Gene Ontology annotation, molecular function: dolichyl pyrophosphate Glc1Man9GlcNAc2 alpha-1,3-glucosyltransferase activity. The transcript is spliced from 3 exons. Lineage: Eukaryota; Metazoa; Chordata; Actinopteri; Perciformes; Percidae.